AUGGGGGAUCAAGCGGAGGGAACUGUUCAAAACCUUCUGGAACAGGAGACUCUCAAGUGGGUCUUCGUCGGAGGCAAGGGCGGCGUCGGCAAAACGACAUGCAGUUCGAUUCUCUCCAUCCUCCUCGCCACCGUUCGCUCCUCCGUCCUCAUCAUCUCCACCGACCCCGCUCACAAUCUCAGCGACGCGUUUCAGCAGCGUUUCACCAAAAUCCCCACUCUCGUCAAUGGCUUCUCCAACCUCUACGCCAUGGAGGUGGAUCCUACCGUUGAGCAUGAGGACAUGGGUGGCUCUGAUGGAAUGGACAGUUUGUUCUCUGAGCUCGCUGGCGCGAUUCCCGGAAUUGAUGAGGCCAUGAGCUUUGCUGAGAUGUUGAAAUUGGUGCAGACAAUGGAUUAUUCUGUUAUUGUAUUUGAUACUGCUCCCACUGGCCAUACACUCAGACUGUUGCAAUUCCCAACAGUUUUGGAAAAGGGUCUCGCAAAAGUGAUGUCUUUGAAAAAUAAAUUCGGUGGUUUAUUUAAUCAGAUGACUCGUAUGUUUGGCAUGGGUGAGGAUUUUGGAGAUGAUGCAAUUCUUGGGAGGCUUGAAGGCAUGAAGGAUGUAAUUGAACAAGUUAAUAAGCAAUUCAAAGAUCCAGGCCUUAUCCCCUGUGUUCCUCCUAUUUCACCUACUGUAGACACUCGGAGGCCUCACCUUCCUGUCACAUGCACUGUAGUUCAAUUCCUUUCUCUAUAUGAAACAGAAAGAUUGGUUCAGGAACUUACAAAGUUUGAAAUUGACACCCACAAUAUCAUCAUUAAUCAAGUAAUCUUUGAUGACGAAGAUGUUGAAUCCAAGUUACUUAAAGCAAGAAUGAAAAUGCAACAGAAAUAUCUGGACCAGUUUUACAUGUUGUAUGAUGACUUUAACAUUACCAAGCUGCCAUUGCUCCCAGAAGAGGUUACUGGGGUGGAAGCUCUGAAAGCAUUUUCUGCUCAUUUUACAUCACCAUAUCAAUCCGUAGCUAGUAGAGGAGACUAUGUAGAACGGUUACAGCGUAAACUAGCAUCACUACAACGCCAGAUACAUGAAACCGAGGAUGAAUUGGAGAGAAUCAGAAGGGGCCUCUAG
Sphenostylis stenocarpa is the source of this 1113-nucleotide messenger RNA. The record is from the annotation of a GenBank genome assembly. NCBI's taxonomy places the organism in Eukaryota, Viridiplantae, Streptophyta, Magnoliopsida, Fabales, Fabaceae.